AUGAAGCCAACCAACAAGGAGCGGAAGGUCACGAUCUGCGCCUCACUGUUGUCCGCCAACGGGAUCAACGUCAGCUUGUCCUCCGACAACACUUUUGAAGGCUGGCUCGGGUCUAAUUCUUUGUGCGCCAGGGUUCCGGAGCAUGAGCUCGGCGGCGCCGGCCGGCCAGCUUUCUCCCCCGGCGUCACGUCCCCUCCAGCCUCCGCGCGCUCCUCAAUAAUCUUCUCGGCCUGCUUCUCCCCCACCUGCUCGCUCGCCGUCCCCCAUCCUGCGCGUCAGUUGGCCCUGACUGUCUUCCACUAG
Messenger RNA from Puccinia triticina, 303 nucleotides. RefSeq lists its product as uncharacterized. The record is from RefSeq and is a predicted model, not a curated record. Lineage: Eukaryota; Fungi; Basidiomycota; Pucciniomycetes; Pucciniales; Pucciniaceae. The transcript has a single exon. The coding region runs from base 1 to 303 and encodes 100 amino acids.